AUGUACGCGAAAAUAGAGCGGUUACUGUCGCAGGUCGAAAGCGAAAGCGGCCAUGGCAUACUAGGCAAGAAGCGCACACCAAGUGCAUUCCGCAGCCCAAACAUAACCACUGGCAUACCACCCCUAGACGACGCACUCAAGGAGCACACAGCCAACAUCACACAGGAGGAGCAACAUCCACGGCCACCAUUAUUUGAGCUUCUAGGAGCAUCAGGCAGCGGCAAAACACAAAUGCUCUACCGAAUCUGCGUAUCCACCGCAAUGCCACGGUCAGCCAAGCUUUCCAACGGCACGACUGUUGAUCUACAGGGCCAUUCGGCGCACGUUCUUCUGGUGGACAUUGACGGCAAAAUGUCAAUGGAUAUCCUGGCGCAUCAAAUACGCGAACGCGCACGGGAAUUAAUAGAAAAAAACAAGGGGCUGGAAUUCAACAAUAGUGAGGAGGAAGAGGAGGAGCGGGUGGUGGAAGAGGCUCUAGGCCGUAUUCGCGUUUUCACACCCGAGUCGACACACUCCCUGGUGGCCACACUAGCGCUGCUCCCGCGGUACGCGCAGGAUAUAGAUGCCCCUUUGGUGCUUCUUGUAGAUGGGCUUGGGGCGAACUUUUGGCUGGAUAAGCGAACGAGCGACCAUAUGUGGUUGAAGAUCAAGCGCGCAACGCCGUGGUUUAGACUCCAACAGGUGAUGGUGGAUACGCUACAGCAGGUACAUCUUGCCCUGGGGUGUCUCUGUGUGGUAACCAGUGGGUUGUUUUUGAGGAGCACUGAGGGGUCGGGGUUGGUUAGGAUGGCGUCACAAGAAUCCGCAUCUUCGGCGAGUCAGGGGAGCCAGCAGGCUGCUGGUGGCGGUGGGCAGCAGGGUGCAAGGAGCAUUGAGGUUGGACAAUGUGUUUACCGCGACCAUAUGAUUCCGAGGUGGAAAAGUGCUGUUACUGGGUCGUUUGUGCUCGAGAGUAUGCCGGGAGCUGGGCACGGCGGGAUGGUGGAUUGUCCGGUCACGAAGAUUACGCUGAUGAAUGUUGGUGGUCAACAGAACCAGAAUCAGCAACAGGCUUUGGGUAAUCCGUUGCAAAAGUAUACGAUGUAUGUAGGGACCCGCGCGGAAUGUCAGAAAAACGCGUGCUGA
This is a messenger RNA of Kickxella alabastrina, 1125 nucleotides long. RefSeq lists its product as uncharacterized. Gene Ontology annotation, biological process: double-strand break repair via homologous recombination; DNA strand invasion. NCBI's taxonomy places the organism in Eukaryota, Fungi, Kickxellomycota, Kickxellomycetes, Kickxellales, Kickxellaceae. The transcript has a single exon. Gene Ontology annotation, molecular function: four-way junction DNA binding. Gene Ontology annotation, cellular component: replication fork; Rad51B-Rad51C-Rad51D-XRCC2 complex; centrosome. The record is from RefSeq and is a predicted model, not a curated record. The coding region runs from base 1 to 1125 and encodes 374 amino acids.